Messenger RNA from Blepharisma stoltei, 462 nucleotides. The record is from the annotation of a GenBank genome assembly. NCBI's taxonomy places the organism in Eukaryota, Ciliophora, Heterotrichea, Heterotrichida, Blepharismidae.
AUGGCAAGCAAAAAGUUAUUUUAUUAUCUACUACCGCAGUUAAUAAUAAUAAAUAGAAAAUUUAUAUUGCUUUAAAAUAAAUUUUAACUUGAUACAACUUUUGGCUAUAUUUAUCUUUAUCUCUAAUUUAAAUAUCUUUAAAAAUUUUCAAAAAUAGUGUAUUUUUUCAAUAAAUUUUUGUUUGAAAUGCAUCCCCAAUAGUUAAAUUUUUUUUAUAAGUUGGGAGAGCUAGAGAAGAGGCUUCUACCUUCAAAAAUCAACCCAAUGUGGAAGACAUAUCUAAAAAAGAGUCAUAAUGCCAUCGAUAGCAAUGAAAGUGUGGCUUCUCAAUAUCUUUUACUACAAAAAUCAAUUGCAAAAUACAGGAAGUCAGAAGUAGACAGAGAAGCAAUGAAAAAUAUUGUGGAAGAUCUUAAACGAAGAAAAGAUGAAUACUUAACCCAUAGGUACAGGCAACGCUAA